UCAGGAGAUUUCUCACUUCAGGUCUUUGAGUGAUACCCAUGCUGCUUUCUCCUACAUGCCUGGCCUCCUGAAGAUGCCCAGGAGAGAAACUCUUUCUCUGUGGACUCUUGUGGUGCUGCUGCAGCUGGCAUUUGUCCCGUCACAGCUCCUCAAUCGCUGUUUGGAGAUCAUCCCUCACAAAGCUUUCAGAUGCAUGGGGCUGAACGUCUCUGGAGUUCCCGCUGAAGUCCCAAACACCACCCAGAAGUUGGAUCUCAGUUUCAACAAUCUGACAUCACUGGGGUCAAAUUAUUUUUCGUCAGUGCCUGAACUGCAGCUUCUGGAUCUUUCAAGGUGCCAACUCCUUACAAUAGAAGAUAACUCUUUUAUGGAUCUUCAUAAACUUUCCACCUUAAUUUUAACUGCCAAUUCCCUCCAGUAUCUGGGGACAGCAGCCUUCUAUGGCUUAACGUCUCUGAAAAAACUAGUAUUGGUGGAAACCAGCAUAGCCUCUCUGACUGACCUACCCGUUGGACACUUGCAUAUGCUGCAGGAGCUGAAUUUGGGCCACAACCACAUUGCUUCAUUGAAGCUUCCCAACUAUUUCACCAACCUGACCUCUCUCAGGCACCUGAGCUUUCUCUCUAACAAGAUCACACAUAUCUCCAAAGGAGAUCUUGAUGCCCUGAGGGAAGCAAACAGGCUCAACCUCACACUGGUACUUUCCUUAAAUAAUAUAAAAUACAUACAGCCAGAGUCUUUCUCAAAGAUUCACCUUGGUGAGCUGGUUCUAAGGUCUUCUUUUGAGAACUUCAAUGUGAUGCACACUUCUCUUCAAGGCCUGACUGGUUUGCAGGUCAACAGACUAAUAGUUGGAGAAUUCAACGACAUUGAGAAACUUGUGAACUUUCAGAGUGGACUCUUGAGUGGACUGUGUCAGGUACAGAUGCAAGAGUUUGUUUUAAUCUCUUUCAGGAGAUUUGACAAUAACACAGACACUCUUUUUAACUGCAUAGGCAAUGUCUCCAGUAUUCGGUUGGUGGACCUCCAACUUGAAGAGGUGUCAGAGGUUCCUAUGUCCUCUCAAGUGAAACAAUUGGAAUGCCAACGAUGCAAGUUUAAGGAAGUGCCUGCUGAGAAGCUGUCUCUUUUCAAGGAGCUGAGAGUGCUUCGUGUUAUCAAGAGUAAACACCUCAAUAGCUUCCACCAGAAAUUUCAGAAUCUAAGUAACCUGGAGGUCGUAGAUUUGAGUGAGAAUCGCCUCUCCUUCACUGGCUGCUGUUCCCCUCAGUUUCGUGCAUGUCCAAAUUUGAAACACUUGAACCUAAGCUUCAAUUCUGACAUCAGUGUGACUGGAGAUUUCAUUAAUGUGAAGAAUUUGUUAUAUUUGGACUUUCAGCACACAAAGUUAUUUGGUCCUGGCUCCUACCCUGUCUUUCUGUCCCUUCACAAACUCAUUUACCUUGACAUUUCCCAUACUAGAAUUCAUAUUAAAUCCCAGUGUACAUUUUGUGGCUUGAACUCUUUGCAAGUGCUCAAGAUGGCAGGCAACUCCUUCGAGAACAAUAAACUGGCUAACAACUUCAAAACCCUAAGUCUCCUCCACACCUUGGAUAUUUCAAGUUGCAAAUUAGUACAGGUGGAUCAAAGUACGUUUGAUGCCCUCUCUGAACUAAAAGAGCUAAACAUCAGCAACAAUAAGCUACUGAGCUUUGAUCCUGUCGUCUACAAGCCACUCCAAGCCCUCACAUUCCUGGAUUUCAGCAACAACCAGCUGAGUGUUCUGUUGGACUCAGCCCUGGAAAUCCUGCCUGAUAGUCUGAUCCUGUUAGACAUCUCUCAAAACCUGUUCGAAUGCUCUUGCGUAUACCUGAACUUUCUGAAAUGGAUCAAGGAAAAUCAGGAGCUACUGCACAACAAGGAGUUGAUGAUAUGUCACAUGCCUGCAUACAUGAAGAACGUGAGCUUGUCGAGCUUUGAUCUAUCCUCCUGCCAAGUCAGUGCAAGCACAGUGACAUUUUCAGUGAUGACGUUGCUCACUGCAGUGGUGUUCCUCUUCCUGAUUUACAAGUACUACUUCCAGUUAUACUACUCGUUGGUGCUGCUCAUUGGGUGUAAACACUCUGCAGAAAGGGGUGACAUCUAUGAUGCAUUUGUUAUCCACUCCAGCAAAGAUCAAGAAUGGGUGAUGAAAGAGCUGGUGGAACCCUUGGAAGGAGGAACACCUCCCUUUCAGCUUUGUCUUUACUACAGGGAUUUCCUACCAGGGGUACCCAUUGUCACAAAUAUCAUCCAAGAGGGUUUUCUGAGUAGCAGAAAUGUCAUUGCAGUCAUCUCUACUGACUUUCUGGAGAGCAAGUGGUGUAGCUUUGAGUUUGACAUUGCCCAGUCCUGGCAGCUUGUUGAAGGAAAGGCUGGAAUCAUCAUGAUUGUGCUAGAAGAGGUGAAUAAGGCCUUGCUGAGGCAGAGGCUGGGGCUGUCCCGAUACCUGAGGAGGAACACCUAUCUGGAGUGGAAAAACAAGGAAAUUAAUAGGCAUAUCUUCUGGAGGCAGCUGACAGGAGUCCUGCUGGAAGGCAAAAACGGAAUCAUGAGGAAGUAAAGCUCAUGUGAAGAGAAACAGAGAUCACUUCUCUCCUGUCUCCCA
Molecule: messenger RNA, 2626 nt
Organism: Tauraco erythrolophus (red-crested turaco)
Lineage: Eukaryota; Metazoa; Chordata; Aves; Musophagiformes; Musophagidae
Gene: TLR4
Product: toll like receptor 4
Biological process (GO): detection of lipopolysaccharide; defense response to Gram-negative bacterium; immune response
Cellular component (GO): lipopolysaccharide receptor complex; plasma membrane
Molecular function (GO): protein binding; lipopolysaccharide binding; lipopolysaccharide immune receptor activity
Source: RefSeq, a predicted model, not a curated record